GCUAAAUAAUAAUUAUUUUACUCACAAAUUUCACCAAAACUCCACCCACUCUCUCACCAUCUUCUUCUUCUUCUGCUACUUGCAUUUUCUUCUCAUCUAUCCCCAACAAACAAACACACACACACACAGAAAAAACACACACAGACCAUUUAUAUAUUUUCUUCAUUUCUUGACAUUUUUCACAAAACCCAUCAUUUUUAGCUGCCACUUUGCAUUUCCGCCACUCAAAAUCUUGUAAAGUUUGCUCCUUUUUAGCAUUUCUAGACUCUUUGGUGCAAAAAGAUAAACCCCUUUUCAUUUCUCUAUCUAUCUCCAUCAAAAAUUUACACACAUAUAUAAAUAGUUGUGUGUGUAAUCAUAUAUAAUGUGGGGAAGACUGCAUUUUUAUUGUGUGAUUGGGAAUUUGGGCAGGAUUUGAUGGACCCCAUGUUGUUAGUGUCUUCAAUCUCUUGCAUUUCAUGGAGUUUUUAAGGAUUUUGAGGGCUAAAUGUGUUUAUAUGACAGCUUUUAAGACUAGAGUGAGAUUUAAUUUGUUUUUUGUUCAGAUUUUAUUGAUAUUGGCGUGGUCUGAAUCUAGUUAUGUGAUAUCUCACGUACAUGGACUGCAGCGGCAGAGCCCAGAAAAGGAAACAAAGAGCAUUAUAUCCCAUUCAUGUAUUCAUGAUCAGAUUAUUGAGCAAAGGAAAAGACCAGGAUUCAAGGUUUAUUCUGUGACCCCACAGGUUUACGAGAAGCCUGCUGUUUCUAAACCUAUUCACAAACGAGGAAGGGAAUUGCUUGAAGCUUCCCCCUUUUCAGGUCAGCAAGACGAGGCAAAGCAACCCAUCAGAAUUUAUUUGAAUUAUGAUGCUGUUGGUCAUUCACCUGAUCGGGACUGCCGUAAUGUUGGUGAAGUAGUGAAGCUUGGAGAACCUCUUGCAACUUCUCAUACGGAAACACCUUCGUGCAAUCCUCAUGGCGAUCCUCCUAUCUCUGGUGACUGCUGGUAUAAUUGCACUCUUGCUGAUCUAGCCGGGGAAGACAAAAAAUAUCGUCUUCGUAAGGCUUUAGGGCAGACAGCAGAGUGGUUUAGUAAAGCCUUAGCAGUUGAACGUGUUAGAGGGAAUUUGUUGCUGAGUGGAUAUUCUGCAUGUGGACAAGAUGGUGGUGUACAGCUUCCAAGGGAGUAUGUAGAAGAGGGUGUUGCUGAUGCUGACUUAGUUCUUUUGGUAACCACUAGACCUACAACAGGCAACACCUUAGCCUGGGCAGUGGCAUGUGAGCGUGAUCAAUGGGGUCGUGCCAUUGCAGGUCAUGUGAAUGUUGCUCCUCGCCACUUGACUGCUGAGGCAGAAACCUUACUUUCGGCCACACUUAUACAUGAAGUGAUGCAUGUUCUUGGAUUCGAUCCUCAUGCCUUUGCACAUUUUAGGGAUGAAAGAAAAAGACGGCGUAGCCAAGUUACUGAAUACGCGAUGGAUGAGAAACUUGGACGGAUGGUAACACGUGUGGUGCUUCCUCGUGUUGUCAUGCAUUCACGCUAUCAUUUUGGGACCUUUUCUGCGAAUUUUACUGGUCUAGAAUUAGAAGACGGUGGAGGCCGUGGAACGUCAGGAUCCCAUUGGGAAAAGAGGCUUCUGAUGAACGAGAUAAUGACGGGCUCUGUGGAUACAAGGUCGGUUGUUUCAAGAAUGACACUGGCUCUGCUAGAGGAUAGUGGGUGGUACCAAGCUAAUUAUAAUAUGGCUGACCGGCUUGAUUGGGGACGCAAUCAAGGGACUGACUUUGUUACCUCUCCUUGCAACCUGUGGAAGGGAGCAUAUCAUUGCAACACAACACAAUCAUCUGGAUGUACAUAUAACAGGGAGGCUGAAGGUUACUGCCCAAUUGUAUAUUACAAUGGAGAACUUCCUCACUGGGCUCGUUAUUUUCCACAAGCUAACAAAGGUGGACAAUCGUCUUUGGCCGAUUAUUGCACUUAUUUUGUAGCAUAUUCAGAUGGUUCAUGUACAGAUGUUAACAGUGCAAGGCCACCGGAUAGGAUGUUGGGUGAAGUAAGGGGAAGCAGCUCAAGGUGUAUGGCCUCAUCAUUAGUCCGUGCCGGGUUUGUAAGGGGAUCUAGUGCUCAAGGGAAUGGAUGUUAUCAGCACAGGUGCAGAAACAACUCAUUAGAGAUUGCUGUUGAUGGUUUGUGGAAAGUAUGCCCAGAGGCAGGUGGACCAAUUCAGUUUUCUGGAUUCAAUGGCGAUCUGGUCUGCCCAGCUUAUCACGAACUGUGUAGCACAGAUCCAGUUCCUGUGUCUGGUCAGUGUCCAAAUUCUUGCCAUUUCAACGGAGACUGUGUUCAUGGGAGAUGUCGUUGCUUUCUUGGCUUCAGGGGCCACGAUUGUGGCAAACGUUCUUGCCCAGGCAAUUGUAACGGGCAUGGAAAGUGCCUUGUGGAUGGCAUCUGUGAGUGUGAUAAUGGUCACACUGGAAUUGAUUGCUCUACUGCUGUUUGUGAUGAACAAUGCAGCCUUCAUGGAGGAGUCUGUGAUAAUGGAGUCUGCGAGUUCCGUUGUUCUGACUAUGCUGGUUACACAUGCCGGAAUAGCUCCACUAUUUCCUCCAGUCUGUUAAUAUGUAAAGAUGUGCUAGGGAAAGAUGCAUCUGUUCAACAUUGUGCGCCUGGUGAACUGAGUGUACUUCAGCAACUGGAAGAAGUCGUUGUCAAACCCAACUACCACCGUUUAUUUCCCGGUGGUCCUCGGAAGAUUUUCAAUUACUUCAGAAGCGGGGACUGUGAUGGAGCUGCAAGGCGGCUAGCUUGCUGGAUUUCCAUUCAGAAGUGUGACGGGGAUGGGGAUAAUAGGCUGAGGGUGUGUCACUCGGUCUGCCAAUCAUAUAACAAGGCGUGCGGAGCGACACUUGAUUGUUCAGAUCAAACUCUCUUCAGUAAUGAAAAUGAGGGUGGCGGUCUGUGCACCGGAUAUGGUCAAAUAGAUGAUGGCUUUAGUGUCUUCUGAAGCAACAUCAGGCUAGCAAUAAUUCUGAAGGGAAUUGCUGUAAAUUAUAGCCAGAAUCAGCCCUUGGCUUAUCUAUUCUUAUUUUGCUCUCUUCGAAGGGGCGGGGGAGGAGGGCUGGGCCAGAAGACAGGUUUGCACAAGUACACGUGCAGGUUGAAAUUGAGUAAAGUCCGGGAAUCAACUCAAGAUUCAUAUAGGUGGGAAAAAUAACAACUAGCCUAUCAAAGAUAGAAAGUCAAAUUGUAGAGAGUGGAAUACUAUGGAAAUAGGGAAAAUACAAAACAAGAGGAUAGACUUAAGGAGGGGAGUGAAGAUGAGGUUUAGGCCGAAGGCCUGAACCAAAAGCAGCAAGCUUCAUGUAUCGCUGAAUGUUAAUCUUCACUAUGGUGAGCUUUUAUAUUUUUUGUGGGAGCUCCUUGGGUGAUUUAUUGCAAAUCAAAUUGUAGUUCUGGUA
Molecule: messenger RNA, 3438 nt
Organism: Daucus carota subsp. sativus
Lineage: Eukaryota; Viridiplantae; Streptophyta; Magnoliopsida; Apiales; Apiaceae
Exons: 17
Coding region: 459-2984 (841 amino acids)
Biological process (GO): proteolysis; cell adhesion
Cellular component (GO): cytoplasm; membrane
Molecular function (GO): protein binding; metalloendopeptidase activity
Source: RefSeq, a predicted model, not a curated record